Amoebophrya sp. A25 is the source of this 3660-nucleotide messenger RNA. The record is from the annotation of a GenBank genome assembly. Lineage: Eukaryota; Dinophyceae; Syndiniales; Amoebophryaceae.
UAUCAAGCGUCAAACGUCAAACAAUAGUGAAGUGUCGUUCUUGCUUUCAAGCGCGGGCUUCGGUCGUUGAUGGGUGAGGCAGUUCACGUUUCCAAGUUAGGAAGGCGAAUCUGGUUCCCAGGUGGGCCCGUCGUUCACGGCGAUCUCUUCGGAUUUUCGGUCACCUCCGUGGUGCUGGCGAUCACCAAACCAUCCUUGUCGGUGAAACGCGCGUAACGCCCACAUUAUCCUGUCGCGCGUGGUCUUCGUCGUUUAGUAGCAGGUGGCCCAAACGUCCUGUCGUACCUCCUCUGCCUUUUGACAUGACAGCAAUCCUACCUUGACCUACCGUCGACAGCACCUGAAAAUAAGCGACGACUGUGGGGCAUCUACUUCGCAGUACACCUAGCGACAAUAGCGGCCACUUAGCAGCAGUAGGGGCAGACGGGGAACAGAUUAUUAUCUUCUGCUCUAUUCACGUAGCAGGCAGCACUAGGCGCAGCCGCAGAUGUUCUCUUCUUGGGACGGUCAGUUUGUGGCGUUCACCCACAACGAUGAUUCGAGAUGGGUGCCCGGAUUGUGUGCUCGGGAGGAGACAUCCCGGUUUUAAGGUUUCCCCCAAUCCAUCUCAGGAAGCAUUCUUGAGACGUUUUCAACGGGAAAACGGGCCCAGGAAGGAUGGUGCUCAGGAUGGACAAGGGUGAGCUCGAACGGCUGCUGCACCACGCUUCUUUCGCGAAGAUUCUGGAGCGUGAUGUGGGCACGCAUGGGAUUAUGAACCCUAAAGAUGCAGACGCAGGGAAAAAAAUUAUGAACCCUAAAGAUGCAGACGCAGGGAAAAAGAUCAUUAGAGGGAAAUUUCAGGUACUGAUACGAGAAGAAGUAGGACGAAGGAAUUUUACGUUUUGUUCUUGUUAGUGUGUGGCGAAUUGUAGACACAGCCGACGAAUUGUAGUCUCAAUGCUUCGAGUUUUUGGUUUCUCGAAAUCUCUUCUGAAAUUCCCUCACAGGACAAGCUGCAAGAGACAUUGGCUAGCUGGCUUCCGACGGCAGCGGAGUUAGCGUCAUCCGACGAUGAUUAAGGCUUCCCUGAAUUCAUCUUGAUACGUAUCUUGGAGGGGUGUUGUAAGGGGCAAUGGCUACCAAGAUAUAUCGGGAUUAUGUUGUCGGGAAGGUCUAAGAUGUGCAGCAGGAAGCGUCGCUCGAUAACGGUGGAGGGGUCCAGUCUUUGGAGGACUGGCGAGCACCCGAAUUUGGCUCUGAAUUGCAAGCGAUGGCACGUCGUCUCGGUGUCAGUUAAGGCCUCACGUAAAUCCAUCUUUGCGUCUAUCUGUGGGCCGUUUGAGUCCAUCUUUCAGUUCAUCUGUUCAUCAUUUUUUUCAAGUGGGCUGAAAGAUCCGUAUUCAUAGGCAUCUCGGAUACUGAGUCGUGUAAGCGGGAUACGGGUCCCAGAUAAAUACCUUUGAACAUGGAUAUCCGGGAGGUCUAAGAUAGGCCCGGAGCCGGGUUGAGCGACGACUACUCUUUGGAGACUCCGACGCAGAGUCCUCCUGCUCCAGUACGUUGUAGUAAGUCUCGAAAUCGUGGCGCCGACACGCCUUCGCGUCCUGUUCUUGCUGACGGACUAGAGGGGACAGCAGUUGCAGCAAGCGAAGGCAUAUUACGACAGGAAAAAGUGUACUCAGUUUUCUUUUACACCCCUGGAGUGGGUACAUUCAUUCACUCAUUCACUCAUUCUUUCACUCACUCAAUACUCAAUAUACUCAUGCUCAUGCAGCUUUCAUCUAUUUAGAAAGUGCCUCCUGUCUUGAGGAUGAGCACAAUUUUUCCUUUCAUAAGCAUUUCCAGAAGCAGGAGAGAGCGAAGAGAACGAAGACGAUGCCUCUGAUGGAGCAUUGUCAGGGACGGAAGCGAUGGGAAGUAAAGCGAAGAGUAGUAAAACGAGCACAAUCGGCAUCGAUCCCGUUCUUAUCGUGGAAGAAGUUUGGUCCCCUUCGCCUAGCAAAUCGAAUGUCGACAAUAUUAGUUCAACGGGGGGAGGGAGUCUAGCGGCAAAAGGGGAGCCGACUCCGAUGAUAGACGCUCGUGCAACAUCAACCUCGUCCAAUGCCCUAGAGACGACCACAACACCGAAAGGGCUCAACCUUCAGCCUUCAACAUUCAACAUUAAUUAAGGCUCAACCUUCAACAUUCUUGGUCAUUGAGGUUGGUUGGUCACUGAGCGAGCUCAAAGGAAGGGGGACACUUUGAGAGACCAGGGGGAGACGCGUGGGGCCCUUUUCUUUCAGAAUCAGUGACCACUGACUGCCAACCUUUAACUACAGCAAUCACAGGCUACUCCGAAGCAAUCACCACAGCAAUCACCGCAAUCCACAUCCGCGGCACCCGCAUCGCGUAGCUCGACUCUACAAGCCGCUGCUGCAGGUCCAUCUUCAAGCGGAGGCGGCAAAACUACUUACGGCUUGAUUUUCAUAUGUUACAGUUGCAGUAUCCAUCUUCUUCUUCAUCUAGUAGGAAAGUGAAAGUAUUUGGAAAGUAUUCUGAACAACAUGUUUUCCUCAAAUGAGUCGUAUCAGUAUGCUUUUUUUCUCCUGAGACUAAAAACAGAUUAAAACUUCCUUGUGAUUGCACUCUAAAAGAAGCAGCAGCAGCAGGCCUCGUCACCUGCUAGCCAGAGCGAAGUGGACCCAAAUGCGUCGCUUGAUGUGAAAGCGGCGAAGCAAGCGAAGCAGAACGCCAAGGCUGAGCAAGCACAACAACUAACGAUCGCGGACGCCAAACGGUCUGAAGAAGCGGCUAUGAAGGCAUCAAACGACCAAUACCUGGAAGAUUGCAUGGUCGGAUUCAUGAAAGUGGGUGCAGCUGGGGUGGUAUUUACAACUCUGUAGACUUAGUUACCCUUUUCUCUUUUCUAUCUUCCUCUGGUCUGUCUUUUUUCUAGUUAGGUCGGCGAUACCACAAACAUUAUGUUUGGUAGGUUUGGUAGUAGUUGUUGUAGUGCCACUUAUAAAAACAAGACUCUAAGUACUCGUCUUCGCUGGCUAUCGGUGCUGCUAAUGUUUUCAUUCUGUAGACAAGCAGGAUCAGAUACAUCAUGGUUACAACAAGGAAUUACAACACUGAUUAGAAGAGGUUCUGGUAGUGAAAAAUUUAUAAGACUUUCUGUGAAAGGCACUGCAAUCACCUCAUGCUAGGCACAUUCAUUCACUCACUCAGUAACAAGGGCCUCCUUCCCCGAGAAUUUGAAUUCUUUCACUCCAGAAGUCGAGUAAAGACGAGCAGCCGGAGAAAAAGAAGGUGUAUUCAGGCGAAAUUGAGCGGGCGAAGCUGCGGUUAGAGCAGAAACUGAGGAAGAAGAGACUUCUCGGUCAAUGGUGACAGGGUUUUGAACAAGCAAAAUCCGAUGUAGAAAGUACUUAGAAAGUUGUUUUUGCAAGAACGAAAGCGAUGCCAAGUCAUUUUUGCUACAAGGUUAAAAACACUCAUUUUAUUCAUUCUGCCAAGAAGAACUACACGGACGCUAAGAAGAACUAAGUACAACAUGGGCACCGGUCAACCUCAACACCCGUACUAAAGAUUUUGUUUUUGAUGCAGGCGUUUUUUUCAAGCGCAAGUCAUUUUCUUGUGCAUUAUGAGUUUUGACGUGGUCUAAUGGAUGUCGAGUUAUUUUUAAGAAUUCCA